This is a messenger RNA of Cryptomeria japonica (Japanese cedar), 1056 nucleotides long. RefSeq lists its product as uncharacterized. The transcript has a single exon. Lineage: Eukaryota; Viridiplantae; Streptophyta; Pinopsida; Cupressales; Cupressaceae. The record is from RefSeq and is a predicted model, not a curated record. Bases 1 to 1056 code for a protein of 351 amino acids.
AUGCCCGAUUCCACGGUCGAUGCACAUGCCUCUCGGCAUGUUGCGGAGUCCCCAUGUUCUGUGGACCAUACGGAUGAAAAUGACAGCCUCCACACCCUUUCCACUCCUCCAAGUCUGACUGAUUCUGGAUCGAAAGGGGAGGAAAGGAAUAUACCCCAUCCCAGAAUGGAAACUUCUGCUGGUCAGACGGAUAAGGACACUGGGGAGGUGAAUCCCAAGUCUAGCUGGAAGAACGCCCUCCUUGGGUCAACAAAUUCGCUCCCUCUUGAUGUUGUGGCCUCCUCCCAAACAAAAGACGGAAUGGAAAUCAAACUCCCAGACAACCUAAUGGAUAUAAUCGCCACCUCCCUUCACCUGACUAUAGUUAGUCGCUUCUUCUCCUUCCAACAUUCUAUCGACAUGGUCAAGCAUUGGGCAAAAUCUCACUGGAAGCUUAAAGGAAGCCUGGAGGUUUCAGCCAUGCCGGGGGGACUCUUUCUAUUCAAAUUUAUCACUGAGGAGGAUCUGAUUUAUGUCCUGUCGGGGUCCUGGGCUUAUGGAAAGCACUUCUUAACCAUGGCUAAAUGGAAACCUGGUUUUGACCCCUCUACAGAACUAAACCACAUGGCCCCAGUGUGGGUUAGGCUACCCGGACUCCCUCUGGAGUUUUGGGAUGAACAAAUCUUUCGAUGGAUAGGAAACUCAUUUGGUUGCUUUGUUGCAGCAGACUCGGUCACUCUCAACAAGUCCAAGUUGGUGUAUGCUCACUUUUGUGUCAAUGUUACGAUCAACAAAACCCUACCGAACUUUAUCUCCCUAAAGUCCAAAUGGGGAAAAUGGUCCCAAGACAUUGUGUACGAAAAUGCUACCCUGUACUGCCAGAAGUGUAACACUCAGGGGCAUUCCUAUACAGAUUGUAAAUCCCUUGUGGUAGCAGAACCCAAGAUUAAGAAUAAAGCCAUAUGGGCUGAACCCAUCAACCCUGGUGACCCGUCAUCCUCAACCCCCCUGAGCAGACUACUGAGAAUGUUAUUCCUGAAGUUUACUAGCACACAGACAAGAGCCUUGAGAUCUUAA